Molecule: messenger RNA, 4240 nt
Organism: Bombus pascuorum
Lineage: Eukaryota; Metazoa; Arthropoda; Insecta; Hymenoptera; Apidae
Product: WD repeat-containing protein 48
Exons: 12
Coding region: 575-2623 (682 amino acids)
Biological process (GO): double-strand break repair via homologous recombination; protein deubiquitination
Molecular function (GO): ubiquitin binding
Source: RefSeq, a predicted model, not a curated record
CAACUAUUGGUCAUAAAAGUACCGAUAUAUCAUUGUGGAAAUACUAAUUUUCCAAAUCCAAAUUUAAUUUCAACUUAUGUUAUAGCGGCUCAUUGUAGAAACCCGUAUUAUGAUCUGUUUCAUUCGACAAGUUUCGUACAGCUUGAAUCAGUUGAAUAUUUUGCUAAAAUAUGAAACAUAUCUAACAAUAUAUCCGGCUUUAUUCAAUCACAACAAUGGAGACGAAACGUUAUCAGACGCUCUGAAACGUGAUGUAACGUAAUGUGUAUAACGUCGGAAUGUACUGAUACCGGCGUUGGAACAUUGUCAGUUUCUACAUCUAAUCGUCAUGAACAUUGUUUAUACUUGGUCGGCUGACAGCUGUUUGAACUUCGGCGUAAUGUGCACUGUAUCGUUUUGUACAAGCAUCGAUGUAUCUUCUGGUCAUGUAAGGCUUCCGAUGUAAUCAACGAUGAAACUACUGCGUGGUUUCAAUGCAUCGGAACGUAAAAGUGCAACAGCAUAAUUCUAGUACAUUUUGAAUGUUUUCCUCUAUUACCUCUAAGUGCAAAGUUACAGAACAGUUUGCGGUAUAAUGGCAGCUCAUAAGACAGGCGGGCAAAGUGCUCGAAAGAAAGUACAGGUAUCCAUGGUUAUAAGAGAUGAAAUGGAAAAGAAACAUAGAGCUGGAGUCAAUUCAUUACAAUAUGAUCCAGCUUUGCAUAGGCUUUACUCCGCAGGUAGAGAUAGUAUUAUAAGGAUAUGGAAUUGCAAAAAUAUGAAAGAUCCAUAUAUUCAGUCAAUGGAGCAUCAUACAGAUUGGGUCAAUGAUAUAGUAUUGUGCUGUGGUGGCAAAAAUUUGAUAUCAGCCAGUUCUGACACAACAGUAAAGGUAUGGAAUGCACACAAAGGUUUCUGCAUGUCUACUUUAAGGACACAUAAAGAUUAUGUAAAGGCUCUAGCAUAUGCAAAAGAUAAAGAACAAGUUGCUAGUGCUGGUUUAGAUAAAUUAAUCUUUCUAUGGGAUGUGAAUACGUUAACUGCUCUCACAGCAAGCAACAAUACAGUAACAACAUCAUCUCUUAGUGGAAAUAAAGACUCUAUAUAUAGUCUUGCUAUGAAUCAGAUUGGGACAAUUAUAGUGAGUGGUAGUACAGAAAAAGUUUUAAGAGUAUGGGAUCCAAGAAAUUGUACCAAGUUAAUGAAACUUCGUGGUCAUAUGGAUAAUAUUAAAGCCUUAGUAUUAAAUAGAGAUGGUACGCAGUGUUUGUCAGCCAGUUCUGAUGGAACAAUUAAACUUUGGUCACUGGGGCAACAAAGAUGUAUCCAAACCUUUAGAGUACAUAAAGAAGGUGUUUGGGCAUUGUUGGCAACAGAUACCUUUAGUCAUGUAAUAUCAGGAGGCAGAGACAAAAGAGUUGUAAUGACUGAAUUAUCAUGCUAUCCUGAAAGGUAUACAGUUAUUUGUGAAGAAAAAGCACCUGUACUAAAAAUGGUUAUGACACCUGAUCAAUCCAGCAUUUGGGUAGCAACUAGUGAAUCUACUAUAAAUAAUUGGUCUAUAAGUCAAAAGGACUGGCAAGAAUUAGGAAUUGAAGACUAUUGUGACUCCGCUAGUGGGGUAACACAGAAUGUAAGAAAUACAGAGCCUGCACAAAAAAUAUUGGGUGGCUCGGCAAUACGGCAUUGUCACGUCUUAAAUGAUCGAAGACACGUUUUAACGAAAGAUACGGAAGAAAAUGUAGCUUUAUACGAUGUAUUAAAAGCGCGUAAAGUUGAAGAUUUAGGAAAAGUAGAUUUUGAACAGGAGAUAAAAAAAAGAAAUAAAAUGGUGUAUGUUCCAAACUGGUUUAGUGUAGAUCUGAAAACUGGGAUGUUGACCAUCCAUUUAGGUCAAGAUGAAAAUGACUGUUUUUCUGCAUGGGUUUCUGCAAAAGAAACUGGUCUUGCAGAAAAUGAUGCGGUAGAUCAAAAAGUGAAUUAUGGAAAUCUUUUGCUACAAGCUUUAUUGGAACAUUGGUGGAGGCCAUUACAUGUUGAUGAUGAAAAUGAAGGCAAUAGUAAUGACGGUAAUAGCUCUAUACAUACUAGAGGAGGAAAUUUAUAUUUCUCAGUACCAACCCAUACACCUGUUAUAUUCAGUGAAGUAGGAGGCAGACCUCUGUAUAGAUUAUUAGUUAGAGAUGCUGCAGGAGAAAUGGAAGGAGUGCUAUUAAAUGAAACUGUUCCAGCAUGGGUAGUUAAUAUUGUUGUGGAUAAAAAUCUCCCACAGUUCAUUAAAAUAUCAUUUUAUCUUCUUCCACAUGCAACAUCUGGUGUAAAAAGUUUAAAAAGGGAUCGCUUAAUUGCAAACGAUUUUAUACAAAUUCGUAAGAUAGCAGAACAUGUUUGCGAUAGAGUGCUUGGUGCCGGAAGUGAUUCGGGAUCGGUAUCAGGUAUUGGAAAUACAGUUUCUGGAGGAUCUCCACCUGGAGACAGGACAAAUACAGAUUCAAAUGCUGAUAGUUCUUCGCUGAUCGAGGAAAAAGUAGAAUUGUUAUGUAACGAUCAAGUUUUAGAUCCUUCUAUGGAUUUAAGAACUGUCAGACAUUUUAUUUGGAAAAGUUCAGCAGACUUAAUAAUUCAUUAUCGGCCAGUAAAAUAGUUAGAGCUAAAUUCGUCAGAACAGAGAUCUCUAAAGUGUCCAUGGUUUUUUACUGUCAUAAAAAUAACGGAAGACAUGUGGUCUAGUUGCAGAGUGUGGCAUUUCACACUACCUUCAUUUUCUGAAAUGUUCAAUCGAAUUUCGAUGGAUGUUUCGUUAGAUGCUGCAAGUGAAGAUGAAUAAAAGUCAGGUUAUAUAUAGAGUAUUUAAAAUUAAAUGAGUUGAAAGGCAAUAAUGUGUGGAAGUAUCAGUAUAAAUUGCUCAUAUUUGUAUAUUUAUAUUCUGGGGCCAAAUUCAAUAAUACAACAAUAAUUUCAGUUAGUCUGCUACUAAAAACAUAUUUUUUGUUUUUAAUGCAUUUCAUUUAAUGCAAAGUAUUAAAUGUUUACUGUCAGCCAUUUAUAGUCUUCCCACUUCAAAAAUAUCAACAAGUAAAGUUAAGUACAAAAAAUAAGGGAUAAACCUUUGAUGGCCCAGGAAAUUAAACUGUCUUUAAAUAUUAUAUUUUCAUAUGCUUCUCAAUUAUUCCUUUAUUGAUACUAUGUAAUUAAUUUUUUUUCCUUUUUGUUGAUUUGUAAGUAGCACUAUUUUAUUUAAACAAAACAUAUACUCAAACAAACGAAAGACAUGCAUCAGCAAUACUCCACACACCUGCCUUGUUAUUGUAAAAAAAAAAGCAAACUAUAAAAGGAAGAGGAAAAUGUCAAUUUACUAUUAAUCAAAUUAAAAUUCAGCAGCCAAAUUAACAGUUCAAUAUUUCCUAUUAAUAACAUAGGAAAUAACAGUGUAUGUCUUCAGUGUAAUAAGGUCAAAUUCUGUCUCUAAUGGAACUUCCAGUAAUUAAACUUUUAUUACAUAUUAUACGAGGGAAGAAAAGUAUGAAUACAUUACAGUUUUCGAUUAAACAAAUAUGACUAUAUUGGCAGAAUUUGAUCUUAGGAGACAACUAUAAUAGAUAAAAACAAAAAGACAACUACAAUAGAUAAAAAGUUAAUCAUACGUUAGAAUAUUUACUCUACUAGAAUCCUACAAAUUGUACAUACAAAUACGAUUGUAAGUAACGUCCCUUAAUCAUAGUGAUGGGCUGUAUACAUAAAAUCGAAGCAAAUGUAUCAAAAUCGAAGCCUUUGCACCAAUUUUAUGAAAUUGGGAUAAAUGCUUGACUUUAAAAAAGAAAAAGAAAUUGAGUGACAUAUAGAGGGAGGGAGUGACAGAAAGAGAAAGAAAAAAAGAAAACGCUGUUCUUUAUUAAUAUGGCCCUAAAUGUUGUAAUUCUUGUGUUAUCGAAAUGACAUAGAAGCAAUUUUUUAAUAAAUCUAGAGAUUAUUUCGUUGUUACAUUUUAAUAUGCUACGUAUUGUAUAAGUAUUUAUUUGCUAAGCUUUUGUUACACAUAUUUAAAAAUGUAAAGAAGUUAAUUACUAUUAUUUAGUUAUAUUCUUCUUAUUAGGAAUUUUUAGAGCUCUGUGAUAAAUGUUUCUUGAGCUAAGGACGUUGAUUAACAUGAUGGCUACCAAAAAUAUUGUAUAUUUGCAGUUAAGUUUGAUUCAUUUUUAUGUUUGUAUAUUGGCAUUAUAUGUAUAUUUUGCAAAGACCUAGUAUCAAUCAUGUCGCAUUU